Galeopterus variegatus (Sunda flying lemur) is the source of this 2162-nucleotide messenger RNA. RefSeq names its product dual specificity phosphatase 6 (gene DUSP6). Gene Ontology annotation, molecular function: protein tyrosine/threonine phosphatase activity; MAP kinase tyrosine/serine/threonine phosphatase activity. The coding region runs from base 453 to 1598 and encodes 381 amino acids. NCBI's taxonomy places the organism in Eukaryota, Metazoa, Chordata, Mammalia, Dermoptera, Cynocephalidae. The transcript has 3 exons. Gene Ontology annotation, cellular component: cytosol; cytoplasm. Gene Ontology annotation, biological process: protein dephosphorylation; negative regulation of ERK1 and ERK2 cascade; regulation of heart growth. The record is from RefSeq and is a predicted model, not a curated record.
UGAGGAGCUGCCUCUCGCAGGGGGUGUGCGAGGGCUGAGUCCAAGGGACAGUGAGCAAAUCCAGCCUUGGAUACUCCGGGGAGUAAGACGCCCGGGUAGAUUCGAGGUGCAGCCUCGGAGGGAGGGAUUAGGAGUCGCUAGACUUUUUUCUCCUUUCUCAGGAGCACGGAGUCCGAAUUAAUAGGAUUUCAUUCACUGGGGAGGAACAAAACUGUCUGGGCAGCUUCAUUCAGAGAGACUCAUUGACACCGAGAGCCAGCGGCUGCAGCCGGAGGCAGGGGAACCGCCGGCUCGACUCUGUCUCGCCUUCCCCAACCGCUAGCCCCGGCCUGGGAAAGGCGAGGCGGAAUCAAACCCCGCUGCGAGAGCGGCGGCUUCGCGCGGCGUGCUCGGCCUAUGCGUGCCCCUUGGGGCGUCUGAUAGGCACCCCGCCCGCCCGCAGCUCGACCCCCAUGAUAGAUACGCUCAGACCCGUGCCCUGCGCGUCGGAAAUGGCUAUCAGCAAGACGGUGGCGUGGCUCAACGAGCAGCUGGAGCUGGGCAACGAGCGGCUGCUGCUGAUGGACUGCCGGCCGCAGGAGCUGUACGAGUCGUCGCACAUCGAGUCGGCCAUCAACGUGGCCAUCCCGGGCAUCAUGCUGCGGCGCCUGCAGAAGGGCAACCUGCCGCUGCGCGCGCUCUUCACGCGUGGCGAGGACCGAGACCGCUUCACCCGGCGCUGCGGCACCGACACGGUCGUGCUCUACGACGAGAGCAGCAGCGACUGGAACGAGAAUACGGGCGGCGAGUCGGUGCUCGGGCUGCUGCUCAAGAAGCUCAAGGACGAGGGUUGCCGGGCGUUCUACCUGGAAGGUGGCUUCAGUAAGUUCCAAGCCGAGUUCGCCCUGCACUGCGAGACCAACCUAGACGGCUCGUGUAGCAGCAGCUCGCCGCCCUUGCCGGUGCUCGGGCUCGGGGGCCUGCGGAUCAGCUCCGACUCUUCCUCCGACAUUGAGUCUGACAUUGACCGAGACCCCAAUAGUGCCACGGACUCGGAUGGCAGCCCGCUGUCCAACAGCCAGCCUUCCUUCCCUGUGGAGAUCUUGCCCUUCCUCUACUUGGGCUGUGCCAAGGACUCCACCAACUUGGACGUGUUGGAGGAGUUUGGCAUCAAGUACAUCUUGAACGUCACCCCCAAUUUGCCGAAUCUUUUUGAGAACGCAGGAGAGUUUAAAUACAAGCAAAUCCCCAUCUCGGAUCACUGGAGCCAAAACCUGUCCCAGUUUUUCCCUGAGGCUAUUUCUUUCAUAGAUGAAGCCCGGGGCAAAAACUGUGGUGUUUUGGUGCAUUGCUUGGCUGGCAUUAGCCGCUCAGUCACUGUGACUGUGGCUUACCUUAUGCAGAAGCUCAAUCUGUCAAUGAACGAUGCUUACGACAUUGUCAAGAUGAAGAAAUCCAACAUCUCUCCUAACUUCAACUUCAUGGGCCAGCUGCUGGACUUCGAGAGGACGCUGGGACUCAGCAGCCCCUGUGACAACCGAGUUCCGGCACAGCAGCUCUAUUUUACUACUCCCUCCAACCAGAAUGUCUACCAGGUGGACUCCCUGCAAUCCACGUGAAAGGCCCCAUGCUCCUCCUCACUGGGAUGUGUCUGUUCUUCAGCAGUUUCUCUUGGCAGCAUCAGCUGGGCUGCUUUCUUUGUGUGUGGCCCCAGGUAUCAAAAUGACACCAGCUGUCUGUAUUAGACAAGGUUUCCAAGUGUGGAAUUGGUUAUUACUGAGGGAGAGAUUUCCUCCAUUCUCUCUGGAAGACCAGGAUGUGCUAUGUAGAUACAGACAGUAGUUUGCUCCGCACCCAUGUGUACAGCCUACCCAUGCAGGGACCGGAAUUCCAGGACUUCCAGGUAUAUAGGGUAGGACCAAAUGGUAGGGUAGGAGCAUGUGUUCUUUAGGGCCCUGUAUGCCUGUUUCCUUUUGCAUUUGGAACUGACUAUAUAUUGUCUUCAGUGAAGACUGAUUCAAUUUUGCAUAUAGAGGAGCCAAAGAGAGAUUUCAGCUCUGUAUUUGUAGUAUCAGUUUGGAAAAAAAAAAAACUGAUACUCCAUUUGAUUAUUGUAAAUAUUUGAUCUUAAAUCACUUGACAGUGUUUGUUUGAAUUGUGUUUGGUUUUUUCUUUUAUGGGUU